AUGGCACCCACUCAAAAACUACCCAGCAAGCUUGAGGGUGCACAUAAUGUGAAAGUUGAAGUUGUUGAACCUGCUUCUAAUCAACCCUCCAUAGUCCUUGAAGAUCUACAUCUUGGUGAAGUCAAAGAGGUUAAAACCACAUUGCUUCCUAUGGUUCAUAAGGUUCAAGGCGAGAUUAUACUGAUUCCACACAUUGAUUUUGUUAUUCCAAAUGAGUUUGAUAUGGUGGAAUUCAAGGCCCUCAACAUCAUCGUGAUUCGUGCUGUUCGACUAACUGAUUCCUUGAUCGCUAUCAGUUGGCGCCGUUUAUCGAGGGCUACCAGCCCAGGCCAUCAGGGAAGCAGAGAUGCUUCGAGCAACCCUCACCGUGAUCGCCAAUCUGCACCGGCCAUGCAGACUUCAUCUAUCCAAAACAUACAAUCCAUGGCGGCCGCAAUGGCGGAGUUGACUCGCCAAAACCAAGAAUUAAGAAUGGAGAUUAAUCUAAGGAGGCAGACGCGUGAAGAACGUGAGGGUGGAGAACAAACGCAGAGUCGUGAUGACAGAGAGAACACUGAGAUUGGAAGUCAGUUAAGAGGUACCACUUCACGAGCAGUGCCACAUUUGAAGGAAGAGAUGGACCAAAUGAGAAGAUUCAUGGAGGAAAUGAAAGAGAAUAUGAGAAGGACAAAUCCUAUAGAAGACCUGGUCCACCGAACUGAUUCCCCCUUUACGGCUUCCAUCAACGGUCACCCUCUACCAUCGAAGUUCAAGAUGCCUUCUCUGGAUUCGUACGAUGGAACACGAGACCCGUUCGAUCACAUUGCUACCUUCAAGACCACCAUGCAUCUCCAAGAGGUUCCCGAUGAAAUAAUGUGCAGAGUAUUCCCUACUACCCUCAAGGGCCCAGCACAAGUUUGGUUUAGCAAAAUACCCCCGAAUUCGGUGAGUUCUUUUGAAGAGUUAAGCAAGUUGUUUGUUAACAACUUCAUAGGAGGACAAAGACAUAAGCGUUCCUCGUCCAACCUAUUGACCAUAGAGCAGGGAGAGAACGAGAGUUUACGGUCGUUCAUCACCCGUUUCAACAUAGAAGCCCUGAGUGUGGACGAAGCAGAUGAUAAGCUCUUGUUGGCGGCUUUCCAUAAUGGGGUGAAUUCGGAUUUGUUCAUUCACAAACUCUAUGAAAAAGAGCCCCAAUCCAUGGCAGAACUUGUCCAUUCGGCUCAAAAUUUUAUGAAUGCAGAAGACGCAAUCAUUGCUAAGAAGAGGAAGAGGUCUGAGAGAGUCCUUAUGCAGAUCAAGGAUGAUCCUUCCUUGAAGUGGCUGGAGAAAAUGAGGGGAGAUCCCAAUAAAUGCAAUCGGAACAAGUACUGUCGCUUCCACAGGGAUCAUGGUCAUGAUACAAACGAGUGUUUCGAUUUAAAGCAGCAAAUCGAAAAUCUCAUAAGGCAAGGGAAGCUAAGGAAUUUCCUUGGACGAGAUAACAGGGACGAGAAGAUGAAAGGGAAAAUGGAAGAAUCAUCACGACCACCCCUCGGAGAAAUAAGAGUCAUUAUAGGGGGAAGUUCGAUAGGCCAGUCAUCCAAGUCCAAGAAAGCAUACUUGAAGGUAGUGCAGAGUGUCCAGCUUUCUGGACGAUCACCGAGAGUAAGGUCCACGGACGAAGCAGCGAUCACCUUCACGGACGAAGACGCUGAGAGAAUUCAUCACCCCCAUGAUGAUGCUCUCAUCAUCACCUUAAUGAUUGCUGACUACACAACUAGAAGGAUGCUUGUAGACAACGGAAGCUCGGCGGACAUUUUGUAUUAUCCAGCUUUUCAACAAAUACGGCUAGGACGAGACCAGCUCCGUCCAGUGAACUCCCCCUUAGUAGGUUUUGGUGGAAUGAAGGUACCCGUGGAUACUAUUUCCUUAUCAGUGGUAGUGGGGGCAUACCCAUGA
Messenger RNA from Quercus lobata, 1920 nucleotides. RefSeq lists its product as uncharacterized. The transcript is spliced from 4 exons. The record is from RefSeq and is a predicted model, not a curated record. NCBI's taxonomy places the organism in Eukaryota, Viridiplantae, Streptophyta, Magnoliopsida, Fagales, Fagaceae. Bases 1 to 1920 code for a protein of 639 amino acids.